CUUUGGGGACGGGAAUAUGAGAAAAGGAUAAAGUAGCAAUCUGCAGAGACGGCGUGAGAAUCGGGGUUCGGCACCAUGAGUUCACCUGAUGCAGGCAAUUCCGUGUGGAACGAGGAGGAAUUUGAUGCUGUUCUCAAUGAAUUCAACGUGGUCAUUGACGAUCUUUCCUGCUCUGCAAAAACUGGUGUUCAGUAUGAGGAGCAUUUGAAUCAAAUGAAAAGGAUGGGUGCGACCAGUGCUAUGGACAGUGGAAUUGAUGACCCAGAGAGCACAGGAUCAUCUGCUGGUAGUAGCUUAAACUGUAGUGUCGAGGAGCUGAACUCCAUGGACACGACAACAACCAAAGCUAAACUUGGAGACACGAAAGAUCUGGAGGAUUUUAUUGCAGACCUGGAUCAGACAUUAGCAGAGAUGAUGUAGCCAUUGCUGAGAUGCACCGCUAGCCUUGCACAAGGAAACAUGUACAUGAAGAGGUAGCCGACCAGAUGCAGCCUCAAUGGAGCUUGGCACCAUGUGCUCUAAUACUUGCUUGCAAAACCGAGACAUUGUGCGGUGGAACUGUUUAUGGGAAGCAGCAGCAUUGUGCAGACAAGCAACCUGCACAGGAAGGAAGCUUCUUUUUAAAGCUGUCAUACUGCAAUCCAAUUCACUUCAGUUGUUGCAAACCACCUUUGUGUAAAGUUGAACAUGUCAAAGUUUGCACUGUCUGAAACUUAACAUAAAUAGAUCUUUAUCUCAAAACUUCUGAUCUGCAAACUUGUACAUUUUGUAAAAUAUAUAUUUAUCAACUUGAAGCUAAUAAACUACCAGAACUCUUGA
Pristis pectinata (smalltooth sawfish) is the source of this 819-nucleotide messenger RNA. Its product is annotated as regulator of cell cycle RGCC-like. Gene Ontology annotation, biological process: regulation of cell cycle. The record is from RefSeq and is a predicted model, not a curated record. The transcript is spliced from 5 exons. NCBI's taxonomy places the organism in Eukaryota, Metazoa, Chordata, Chondrichthyes, Rhinopristiformes, Pristidae. The coding region runs from base 76 to 420 and encodes 114 amino acids.